Molecule: messenger RNA, 1122 nt
Organism: Suillus discolor
Lineage: Eukaryota; Fungi; Basidiomycota; Agaricomycetes; Boletales; Suillaceae
Exons: 9
Coding region: 1-1122 (373 amino acids)
Source: RefSeq, a predicted model, not a curated record
AUGACCCACUUCCUUAUGGUAAUGGGAAUAAUUAAAUUGUUAAACCCUGUACCUCAACUCGAGCUAUCUACCAGAAUGUCAUCGUCUUCGAUGUCCUCUCACCUCAAUAAUGAUAACAUGCCCCCAGCUCCCAUAAUCAUUUCAACCAUGGAAAAUGCGGGGCGGAAACGAGAGUUGCAAACAUAUAUGAUGUCGCUUGAUGGAAUCGACAUGGAAGACGACGAGCAGGAUAUGCUGUUCGCCAAGUACAGCGUUGACACGGUGUAUCUAAGCUACUUGGCAGCGCGGAACCGAGUCCGCCAAUACACUCAACUUUUGGCACUCCUCAAGCGCAAAGAAGACGCAUGGCUACAAAGAGUUGAGAAGGCCAAAUAUGCGGUGCCGGGUUACAAGCCUGAGCCUGAGGGGGCGAACAUCUCAGUCGUCUUGCCAGUCAAGCCUGAGGGUGUUGGUCGCAAAUCUGGCAUGAGAAUUUCGACUCUUGGCAGCUGCUGUCACGGUAGUAAAGUUACAGGCUCAGUAUUACUCGUCGAAUUCAUCAACUAUGCGCCUCUCAGACAUGCCUUUGAGAGGCUGAAUUUAGAGACGUUGAUCUGGAGUGCCUUGGUAUACGAAUGUUCGAACUCUCGUUGGCCGCAAGUGCUGCAGGGAAUGAACAAUGAGGAAAAGACACUGGCACGCACCAAGACUGAUGGAACCCAUAUGAGGGUCUCUCAGAGCACUGGAAUCAUGGUGAUUGAGAUCCGUAUGCACCAGAAUUUGAAGGAGAACUGGAUACUACUGAGAGCCCACUCGUCAAACUCGGGAGGAGCGUCUACAGCAGUUGCACUAUACUUGCCACCAAAUCUCAGAAUUGCCACACCCUACCGCGUCACGGUCACUACCGCACCUGGCAUGAAGUACUAUGAUAUUCACUGUGAUACUACUAUAAUUCUUACACGAAAACAUGUACUAUGCCUGAGUACGCUGGAUGCGGCAGUGACUCGGACUCUGAAUCCGAUGCGGCCAAAUCCCGGGGCCCAACUUGAAGGCCCUAAAGUUACUACUAGUACCGUCACGCUCAUCAACUUGAACUUCGUCUUAGUCACCAGCCUGAGUUACCGUGACUCAGGCUACUACUAG